AUGGGCAAGCGCAAGUCAGCAAAGAAGCCACAGACAAAGCGCACAAAGGAGACACUGGCUACCACCUUCAAGUGCCUGUUUUGUCACCAUGACAACUCUGUCAACGUAAAGAUUGACAAGUCGGCCAUGUUCGGGCAUUUGACCUGCAAGGUGUGCGGACAGAAGUUCACAACCCCGAUCAACAACCUGUCAGCUGCCGUUGACGUGUACUGCGACUGGGUCGAUGCUUGCGAGGAGGCACGGCAGAAGCAGCCCAAGAAGUUCAAGGUGCCCAAGGCGGCGAGUCCACCGCCUGCCAUCUCCGCAGCGCUCAACGACGAGGAAGAUGACGAAGACGACGACUACGACCUUGACCGUGCCCUGGAGAAAUCGAAGCGCAAGACAAAAUCGCGUGACUACGACGACAGCGACGACGACAGGCACCGGCGCAAACAGGCUCGGCGGGCGUACGACGAGGACGACGAUGACGAGUAG
This is a messenger RNA of Cutaneotrichosporon cavernicola, 474 nucleotides long. RefSeq lists its product as uncharacterized. NCBI's taxonomy places the organism in Eukaryota, Fungi, Basidiomycota, Tremellomycetes, Trichosporonales, Trichosporonaceae. The coding region runs from base 1 to 474 and encodes 157 amino acids. Gene Ontology annotation, biological process: transcription elongation by RNA polymerase II. The transcript has 6 exons. Gene Ontology annotation, molecular function: RNA polymerase II complex binding. Gene Ontology annotation, cellular component: transcription elongation factor complex. The record is from RefSeq and is a predicted model, not a curated record.